GGUGAGAGAGAGAGAGGGAGCCCCGUGAACUAUUAGCUCCGCCCCCCCGCGGGUCGCACCGGGAGCAGUAAGGACGGAGCCGGUGACGGAGACAAACGCUCCUCCUGCAGCUCUGAGUAACUUUAUUUUCUUUGUCCUGUUUCUCGGGUUCUGCUCGGCUCCCUUCGGUUCUGUUGGGCUCUGUUCGGCUCGGCUCUGUUCUGUUCUGCAGCGGCAGAGAGACGCACGGAAAGUUUGAUAGUCCAGGAUCCGGCAGAGCGGGAUCGGAGACCCGGAGACCCGCCGCGGACUGACGGCCGAGGUCUUGAACUUCCACAGCGAUCCUGCACAGACCUGAAGACGUGAACCCGAUCCCCGCGACCGACCCGGACUCUGAUCCGGUCUCUCCCGGGUUCAGUCCACCCGGACGCACAUGGGCGGACCGGGUCUCUGCGUGCACGCAGUCCUGCUGCGGAUCCGACUCGGUUCUGAUUGAUUGAAGCCAUGCAACUUUUGGACAGUUAGUCCUGCAGGAGGGGGACCUGGAGUAGAAUGGAUUAUCACCGCGGAGCCUGCCGGGAAACGACCAGCUUGAACGCGAGGGAAUGAAGCAGCGAUGACUAUUGAUUAUUGAUUUCUACAACAAAAAGAAGAAGAAGAAGUGAUUCAUCUACAAUCCUUGUCCGCGGGGCUCUUCGGAGGCUUUUGAUGUGUUCUGGUUCCGGUCCGUGCGUGUCUCAGAGCUGAAGAGAAGAGCCGGAUGUUCGGCGGGACGCAGCGCUCCGCCACGCCGCACAUGGAGCGCUCCGGGCGGCCGCCGUCGCUGCUGCUGCUCGGCCUGCUGCUCCGGGUCUGCUCCGCCGUCACCGACGACCGGCUCAUCUCGGACCGGUACGCGGUGUUCUGGAACAGCUCCAACCCCAGGUUCUUCCGGGGCGAGUACACGGUGGAGGUGGCCAUCAACGACUACCUGGACAUCUACUGUCCGCACUACGAGUGGGCGGAGCCAGACGAGCGCAUGGAGCAGUACGUGUUGUACAUGGUGAACUACGACGGCUACACCACCUGCGACCACCGCCGGAAAGGGUUCAAGCGCUGGGAGUGUAACCGUCCUCAGAGCGCCAACGGGCCGCUCAAGUUCUCCGAGAAGUUCCAGCUGUUCACCCCCUUCAGCCUGGGCUUCGAGUUCAGGCCGGGACACGAGUACUACUACAUCUCUUCUCCGCCUCCGAACAUGGCGGCAAAACUCUGUCUGAAGCUCAAGAUCUACGUGAAACCAACCAAUGACUCCGUGUACGAGUCUCCGGAGCCCUUUCUGACCGACGACACCACUGGCGGCUGCAGCCUCGCUUUGCCCCGCCUCCCCGUGCUGAUCGCCAUGUUGCUCCUCAUCCUCCUCCUGCUCGCCUCCUCAUAGCACCUCCUCCACCCCCUUCUCCUUCCUCCGUUUGGACAGAUCUCCAUCCGCCUGUCGGAGGAAACCUGGGGCGGGGAAAGAAAAAAAAAAAAAAAAAAACCCCGGCGCACUGCUCUCCCUGACUCCUCUUGACCUUUUACCUGAACCUCAGCCAAUCAGAGGAGGCUGAGGUCACUGGUGGGAGGAGCCCGGAGCUUCUUUUUGAGUCACUGCUGGGAUCUUCAUUGCUAUGUGGAUGUUUCUGUUCUGAGAAAGUCCAGACUCCUUUGACUCCCUCGUUAAUUUAUACAUUGUUGUGUGUGUGUGUCUGUGCGUGCGUGCGUGUGUGUGUGUGUGUGUGUACACACACACACACACACGCACGUAUCUCUCAUUCGACUUUAGUUUGGUAUAUUUCUAGACUUGCUGCCAAAGUGAAACCUGAGUUUUUGAAUUUUAUUUUACGUUACUGAGUCUUAAAACAUCUUACAAAAACUUUAAAUUUAAAUUUAGCGAAUAAGUCAAUCUUAAGGGCGCCACUGGUUAGUGUGUUUCAUGUGCUCGUCAUGAAUCUACAAGCGAGCAAUCAAUGAAGAAGCAGUUAUGUGUAAAACAACCGUAACAUAAAGCUGACUGAGGAUCCAGAAUGAUGAAGGUUUAUGGUUCCUUUAUACAUUUUUGUGCAUGAAUGGGUCAGAGGGUUCUGAUCGUAGUCACUCGCGCGCUCCUCGUCCGUUAAACAUUUAGAGCAUUUUGGUCUUUGAAGAACUAAACUGUAAACUUACAAAAAUCUCGUACACUUUACAUCGCAGCUCAACAUUCCGACUCAACCAUUCGUUCUGGAGGUUUUCUUCUGUUCCAGCUGAAGAUGAACCUCGUUCAAGGUGGUGGAUCCAUCAAAGUAAACGAUCAUCAAGUAAAUGUUACACUAUUGAAUUGAGGUAUUUACCUUCAUCCUAGAUGAUUUUCCCUCUGAUGGAUAAUACAACAUGUGCAACAGUGUGUAAAAUGAAUGGAGAUCAAUGAGGGCCCCUAUUGUUAACAUACAAUUCAUUAAAUAUAUUCAGAACCCCUGCAAUUCCAGAUUUGAAAUGAAACCCAUGCAAAUUAUUGGUGUUUUCCUACCUGCACAUUGACAAAAAUGACAAAAACAUUUUUCAGACUUUAGGGGCUUUAUAAUUUAGCAGGUAAAACUUUAAAGUCACCCAUGAGUAAAGAUCUCUGACUAAAUAUAUAAAAAUAAUGGGAUUUACAUCGGUAGAAAACUGACUAACCAGUGAUUCUAUUAAUGAUAUAAAGUUGUAGCGUCUCAGGGAACAGAUUUAAAAUAAACAGCAUUCAUCUUUUCAUGUACAUAGAUCUGUACUAAACAUCUGCCUGAAACAUGUCAUCUGCACAAACAGACUUCAACUGCAGCAACGCAGCAGCUGAAUAACACACACGGAGAGGACGGAUGUCCCUCUCAGGAGCUUCACUUUUCAAAAAGGAAUAUGUUCUAGCAAUGUUAGAGGUAGAGGUAUUACAACUUGACAACUACUGGUUCACAUGUCAAUCUAAGUUUGAGAUUUGACUGGCGACAGAUGCUUAGACACAGAGACCAACAGUAUGAGUUACUUUAGCCACACAGACCUAUUGGUAAAGAUAACGCAGCUUCACAGACCUCCUGGACGAGCUAACACAGACCUACUAGAUAAGCUGACGCAGCUUCACAGACCUACUGGAUGAGCUAACAGACCUAUUGGUAAAGAUAACGUAGCUUCACAGACCUACUGGAUGAGCUAAGACAAACCUACUUGAUGAGUUAAUGUAGCUUCACAGACCUACUAGACGAGCUAACGUAGCUUCACAGACCACCAGGAUGAACUAACGUAGGUUUACAGACCUACUGGAUGAGCUAACGUAGCUUCACAGACCUACUGGAUGAGCUAACGUAGCUUCACAGACCUACUGGAUGAGCUAACGUAGCUUCACAGACCUACUGGAUGGGCUAACGUAGGUUUACAGACCACCUGGACGGGCUAACGUAGGUUUACAGACCUACUGGAUGAGCUAACGUUGCUUCACAGACCUACUGGACGAGCUAUUGCAGCUCAGCAGAAAUCCCAAUAGAUGAAAAAAUAAAUAAAUUGAGUGUUCAGCCCAAAUCAAGACUGUCUGAUUAAACUUCUGACGGUUUCAGAUCUUGUGGCUAAUUCAACGUAAUCACCUGGUUAAAUACAAAAGUAAUAAUCAUAAAAAAAGAACUUUCAUUUUGUGUUUCUCAAUAGCGGAUGGACUUUUAUUUCUGUAAAUCUGCCAAAGACUAUUGGUUCACUUUUCUAUAAGAUGGAAAAGUCAAACAGCAGCUAAAGUGGCCAUUGUGACCACGCCCACUUCUGCCAUAGGAGGCAGAACAAUGAGAGGAGGAGGAGUCUGGUCUAUUUCUCUUUUUUCUAUACUGUGUUUUUGUUGUCAAUAAAAUAAAAACGAAUGUUAAACGCAAAACAAAAAUGAACCAAUCAAAAAUGGCCUUUUCCCCACUGGUGCUGAAUUUUAUGUCAUUGACUGACGUGUUUUCUAGGAAACAGCGACACCUUGUGGUCCUGAGGACUUUUCUUUAUUUCUCUUCAUCUUCACCAUCUCCGCUGAUGGAGGACGAGCGUGUCCUUGGACGAACAAGGGCAUGCUGGGAAAUGCAGUAUGUGUAAACGAAAGCACUGUGAUGGAGGGGGGGGGGGGUGGAAAACUUUUCUUCUUUAUUGGUACAAAAACAGCGAAAACUCAAGUUUUUCCUUUAAUGUUUGUGCCAUUUUUUCAGUUUUAAAAAAACGCAGGUGAAAAUUCAUAUGAGAUAUGAAUUCAUGAAGGAAUCAGAUGUUUGUUGUUAUUGUUGCUGCUGUUGUUGUCGUUGUUGUUGUUUUCUCUUUUAUGUUCCUGCUUGCAUCACAAUAAAUUCUUGUACUUGUAAUCCUGUU
Molecule: messenger RNA, 4329 nt
Organism: Pungitius pungitius (ninespine stickleback)
Lineage: Eukaryota; Metazoa; Chordata; Actinopteri; Perciformes; Gasterosteidae
Product: ephrin-A2-like
Exons: 4
Coding region: 740-1396 (218 amino acids)
Biological process (GO): axon guidance; ephrin receptor signaling pathway; osteoclast differentiation
Cellular component (GO): plasma membrane
Molecular function (GO): ephrin receptor binding
Source: RefSeq, a predicted model, not a curated record